AGGUAGAAUACACAUAAUAAGGAUUUUCCAACAAUGAUUUAUUAUUUUUUUUCUUCACUUGGGGAUUUAUUGUAAUGAUUUAUCUACCUAGGCAUUAGAUUAGCUAUGCAUUUUUACGUGGCCCACCUGAUGUAACGUGGUAUUGUUAUGAAGCACUAACAGAUACUCGCACGGUUUCACCCGCAUAGCUCUGAUAAUGUGGCUCUCUUAAAAGUAAAAGAAUUCAAAAUCUGUUCAUUAGAACCAAAUAUUACCCCCUUCAAACUUAAGGGAAGGUGCGGGCAAAGCGGACAUCCUGGUGAAAGCAAGCACCCGUUUUAAAUCAUCGCCUUAAUCAAUCCGGUUUUGCUUCCCACAAGGACUCAGCAGUCCUUAUCACUGUCUCAGUCCCCGCCAACAUUAUUCAUAUCUCCUAAAAACAGUGACCGUCGUGUCUGGGUUUUAAGAAUUUUAACAUUUUCAUCCAAAAUCCAAGGUAAUCUCAUUACGAAAUGGAGGAAACUUUUAAUAAAUUGAAGAAGGAAGGACGAAAUUCUGUCGAUAACCUUAUCGCUUGGAUGAAAGAUUCGAAAAUCGUAGACGAUGUAAAAGUGUCAGAGGAGCGCGCCCGCAAGCUGUUCGACGACGUGAGAGACAAGCAGCACGUGGAGAUGGAGAAGUUCCAGCAGGCGCUCUCUGCGCUGGCGGCCGAGCAGAAGGCCAGCGUCGAGGUGUACUCCCGCACCCUGGCCACAGAGGGAAAAAAGUUCCUCUCAGCGGUAGCAGAAGCGAGCACCGCUGCAGGCAACGCAGCUGCGGACGCAUUCAAACGAGCCAUGGACAGAAAAUAA
Bicyclus anynana (squinting bush brown) is the source of this 830-nucleotide messenger RNA. RefSeq lists its product as uncharacterized. The record is from RefSeq and is a predicted model, not a curated record. The transcript is spliced from 4 exons. The coding region runs from base 492 to 830 and encodes 112 amino acids. Lineage: Eukaryota; Metazoa; Arthropoda; Insecta; Lepidoptera; Nymphalidae.